AUGUCGUUUUACAACAUAAACAUAAAAAAUUACGAAGAUAUAUUAAAUAUUAUAAACAGCAUUAUAAAUAAAAUUAUACAAACUAUAAUAGACGUAUGUUUGAUAGUAUUAGAUUAUUUAAAACAUACAUUAGAAGAUUAUAUAAACAAACAUAAACAGCCGUUAUACAUACAAUUAUUGUAUAAACUUUAUGGUGUAGGGUUUUCUUUAAUUAAUAUUACAGCUAUUUAUUUAAAUUUACCAUUUCAGGUUAUACCAAAAGCGUGCAUUAUGUUUAUUUUUACUAUUAUAAGUGUUUUAAUAGAUCUCAAUAUAAUAGACCAAGAAAAUGUAAAAAAUAAAACAAAUUUAAUUAAAAAAUUUUUAAUCAGUUUACCUUUAAAAUAA
Molecule: messenger RNA, 387 nt
Organism: Babesia bovis T2Bo
Lineage: Eukaryota; Apicomplexa; Aconoidasida; Piroplasmida; Babesiidae
Source: the annotation of a RefSeq genome assembly